Molecule: messenger RNA, 2390 nt
Organism: Emiliania huxleyi CCMP1516
Lineage: Eukaryota; Haptophyta; Isochrysidales; Noelaerhabdaceae
Exons: 4
Cellular component (GO): intracellular anatomical structure
Molecular function (GO): RNA binding
Source: RefSeq, a predicted model, not a curated record
CGCUGCUGCGCGGCGUCUCGCACGUGAUUGUCGACGAGGCGCACGAGCGGUCCGAGGACGGCGACUUCGCGCUGAUGGUGCUGCGGAACCUGCUGCCGCGGAGGCCCGACCUCAAGCUGCUGCUCAUGUCCGCCUCGCUCGACGGCGGCGCCGCGGAGCUCUUCGCAGACUACUUUGGCGGCGCGCCGGUCUUGAGCGUGCCGGGCCGCACCUUUCCUGUGACUGCCCUGUUCCUCGAGCACGCCCUCGAGCUCACCGGGCACGAGGUGGAGCCGACCGCGGAGUGGGCGAAGAGGGGCGGCAAGGGCGGCGGCAAGGGCGGCGGCAAGGGCGGCAAGGGAGGCGGCAAGGGAGGCGGCAAGGGAGGCGGCAGGGGCGACGCCGACUCUGACACGGACGCGGACGCCGGCGACGCCGGCGUGGCGGAGGAGGAGUUGGAGGACGAGCACCUCUCGCCGCCGGCGCUCCGCGCCAGGUACCCGACUCUCUCCCGCGAGGCGCUCGCGGCGCUUGGCGCGCUCGAGCCGAGUGCUAUCGACUACGACCUCAUCGUCGACCUCGUCGCGAUGCUCGCCACGCGCGCCGACGCGAUCUCGGAGUGCGCCGCCGCGCGCGGGCGCCACCCGGGCCGCGCCGACGCGCUCGUCCCGCUGCCUGCGCCGGCCCGCGCGGAGGUGCCGGAGGAGGAGGAGAGGCGAGUCGACACAGACGGCGUCUCAUACACGCGCGCCGACUUUGAGGAGUUUUACGGCGCAGAAUACUUGCGCGAGUGGGAGCGAGCGGCGCCUCGUGGCCAGAAGAGGCGAGGCGCGAAGGCGGGAGGGGGCGCGCUAGCGGGCGGCGGCGGCGGCGGCGGCGGAGACAGCGACGUCGUCGGGGGCGCGCUGCUAAUCUUUUUGCCGGGGAUGCGCGAAAUUGAGACGCUGGCGGACGCAUUGCGCGCUUCUGGCUUGCCGCUGCUGUUGGUGCCGCUCCACUCCAGUCUCUCGGCGGAUGCGCAGCUCAAGUGCUUCGCGCGGCCGCCCGAGGGGCUGACCAAGGUGGUCCUCGCCACAAACAUCGCGGAGACGUCCAUCACCGUCGACGACGUGACCGCAGUCAUCGACACGGGGCGCUUCAAGGAGAACCGGUAUGACCCGCGCCGCAAGCUGACGCGGCUCGAGGAGGACUACGCGCCUCGCGGCUCGCUGACGCAGCGCCGCGGCCGCGCGGGGCGGGUCCGCGCUGGCGUCGCUAUCCACCUCACGCCCGAGCUCCUUCGCGUGCCGCUCGAGCGGGCGGCGCUGCGCGCCAAGCGCCUCUUCCCCGAGGCGCUCAUCGCCGACACGCUCGCCGCGCUGCCCCAGCCGCCGGCGCUCGGCGCGGUCCGCUCCGCCACCGCGACGCUCGUCUCCCUCGGCGCUCUCGAUCCCGCCGUCGACCGCGCUGCCGGCCAGGCGGCGACGUCGGAGGCGCUCACGCCGCUCGGCUGCCACCUCGCCGCGCUGCCGCUCGAUGUGCGCAUCGGGAAGCUCUGCUUGCUCGGUGCGAUGCUCGGCGCCGCCGACCCCGCCACCACGAUCGCGGCCGCGCUCACCUGCAAGUCGCCCUUCGCCGCGCCGUUCGGGUCGCCCGGCGUGCGCGCGGAGGUCGACCUCGCCAAGCUGCAGCUCGCGGUGGGCGGGUCGGACCACCUGACUCUCCUCAACGCGUACGAGUCGUGGCGGGCCAUCCGGUCGACCAAGGAGCGCGCCGCCUUCUGCCAGCAGCACUUCCUCUCCUCCCGCACCCUCGACGCGAUCGGCGCCACCAAGGACGAGCUGCACGCCGCGCUGCGCGAGAUCGGGAUGGCGCGUGGCGGCGGCGGGCGGCAGGCCGCGGCGGCGCACGAGGACGCGGAGCUGCUCAAGGCGCUGCUCGUCGGGGCGAUGUGGCCGCGCUGCGCGAAGGUCGAGCUGCCCUCAGGCGGCAAGCCUGCGCGGCGCGGCGCCGACGCGGACGCUCCUCCUCCGCCGGUCAAGCUCAAGAUCAAGGACGACACAGGCGUCGGCUCCGCCUCGCUCCACCCGUCGUGCGUGCUCGCGCGGCAGGCCGCCGCCCUCAAGGCGAGCUAUUGCGUCUACGGCGAGGCGCACAAGUCGGGCUCCGGCGCCGUGAUGCUGCGCGAGGCGACGCCGGUGCCGCCGCUCUCGCUGCUGCUCUUCGGCGGCCGGCUGCGGCACGACGCAAAGGCGGGCAUGGUUGGCAUCGACGACGGGUGGGUCCGCUUCCGCCUCGCGCCAGAGGCGGCGGAGCUCAUCCUCGCCGUGCGGCGGAUGCUGGACGAUCUCCUUUCACGGAAGUGGGAGGCGCCGCGCUCCGACACGGCCGCGCAGGAGAGAAUGCUCCUCGAGGGGGUGCGCGAGCUGCUC